Molecule: messenger RNA, 2753 nt
Organism: Leguminivora glycinivorella
Lineage: Eukaryota; Metazoa; Arthropoda; Insecta; Lepidoptera; Tortricidae
Product: alpha-tocopherol transfer protein-like
Exons: 7
Coding region: 111-989 (292 amino acids)
Cellular component (GO): membrane
Molecular function (GO): phosphatidylinositol bisphosphate binding
Source: RefSeq, a predicted model, not a curated record
UCUGCGCUCGCGCCGAUCAGUGCGACCCGACGGACUGGCGUAGACGCGCGUAUUCCUAUCAUUAAUUUUAACUAGCAGUUCAGUGUGUGCGAUCGAGAUUCUUUGUAAAGAUGCCGGACCAAGAGUUUGACCAUGAAAGGGACCUCCUCGCGUUUAAAGACUGGCUUGUGAAACAGCCCCAUCUACCUCAUGAAGUUGAUGAGAUUCUGCUCCGUCGGUUCCUACACAGCUGCCGCUACAGCAUCGAGCGCGCGAAGCGGACCAUUGACUUGUUCUUCACCAUCCGGUCCAAUGCCCCUGAGCUGUUCUGUAAGAGGGACCCCUGGGCACCAGAGAUUAGACGCGUCUUUGAGAUCACAGACUUACUGCCUCUUCCCAACAAAACAAAAGAGAACCACCGUAUUUUCAUCUACCGCCUCAACAACCCUGACUUAGACCUGUUCACCUUCGUGGAUGCCGUGAAGACCUUCUUCAUGCUCGCGGACACCAGGCUGACAGAAGACGAUGACAUCCCGGCGGGAGAGAUACCUAUAUUCGACGCCGCCAACGUUUCGUUGAAGUUCAUCGGGAAAGUGAAUUUGUCUGUGCUACGGAAAUAUAUGAUGUACACACAAGAAGCAAUGCCGAUCAGACUAAAGCAGGUUCACGUGAUCAACGCUCCUUCCUACAUCAACAAGAUCCACGCCAUUUGCAAGCCCUUCCUGAAGGCGGAGGUCGCUAAAUUGAUAAAGUUCCACGAGCCAAAAUCAGAUACUCUUUACAAGGAUGUGCCGCAGGAGCUGCUGCCACAAGAGUUCGGCGGGAACGCGGGCACCAUCGAGCAGAUCAAGAGACACUGGAUCAAGAAGAUUGAGGCCAAGAGAGAUUGGUUCCUGACCAACGACAAGCGGUGGGCUGUGGACGAAGCGUCAAGGCCGUCUAACUGCAAGGAGAGCGCCGAGAAAGUCAAGGACCUGCCCGGGUCCUUCAGGACGUUAGCUUUAGAUUGAGUCCAUCACCAAUACUUACUUACUGCUUACUACUAGCCUUUCUCCGCAGACGUUUUGUCUGGUUGCCUUUGGCAUUAGGCCUCUCCCAUAUUUCUCCAUGUUUCUCUGUCUAGAGCCUAGAGUCACCGGGUGGUGACUAUGAUUAAAUGCAAAGUACAACCUAACAUGGUAUCCAGAAUUAGAUAGAGAAAACAGGCCCAUUCCAACUUACACUGCUUUCAUUUUACAUCUGAAAGACACGCACGAUGAUUGAUUGAUCUUUCGGAUAUCGUCAUGAUAUACAUAGGUGUACGUUUGAAUGAGGGUUAUGAAUCGUUUUUUUGCCAGACGAGAGGCAAAUAAAUGUCGAUUUUAGAUGAUUGGUGGAUUUUGAAGUUUAAUGUCAGAAAGGCACCUUAGAUCGCCGCCUAGCGAAAAAAUGAUUCAGACCUCUCUUUUUUGGCCUGAAAGGGGAGAGAGGAAAGAUUAAAGAUUGCGGAUGUGUGAUUAAGUACCGCAUCAUUUUUAUUUUAAGUAUAGAGGUCUAAACGACAUAAUGAUGUUCAAAUACGCUUUAGGUAUCUAAUUCUGGACAAAAUUAAAGUCGUUAAUAUUUUUUAAAAGUAUAGACGGGUAACCAAAAAAUUCAAUUUUCUAUGGGAAUUAAACGUUCGCCCCGAUUUUCAAUCAAUUUUUAAGUGUUAUGGCAGGCCAAUGAUUCCACCAACGUCAAGGUAAACCUUGACGCCUGAACCUAAAUGAAGGCAUGCGUUUUAUGAAGACAAUUGGCCGGCGAGCCCUACAUUUUUCUGCCGCGUUUUUAGUGCUAAGUUUUGGUUGACCGUCUAUAGUUAGUUUACUUAUGUCGAAUCUUAGGGUAUGUACAGUCAACCAAUUGGAACCCUAGGUCACUGUAGAACUAUGUCAUAGUGACGUUAUAAAUCAGAUUGUAAGAAAUCUCUUACUGCUUGUCAUUUUGACAUGGUUGUAGAGUGGCCUAGGGUUCCAAUUGGUUGACUGUACUUUGCUCAUGUCCAAAGGGCACCUAGUUUGUCUUGUUUUUUAUAACAUGUUUGUAAGUAAACAGAAGGCCAUAGGCAUAUUUACACAUUAUUUUUAAAGUUUGUGUUUAAUUUCGCGUUUCAUCUUAGGUAUAUUUGCUUUCAGUGUGACAAAUAGGAAAUAGAUGCAAGAACAUGUUGAGCUGUAAAUAACUUAGGUAUGGUAGAGAUAUUUAUAUUUAGCAUGGUUAAUGUUUGCUUGUUAAAAUGCCUAAGGGUCACUUGCACCAACGAAAAUGGUGGGUAACCCUCCAUUUUCGUUGGUGUAAGUAGCCUUAACUGAAACUGUAUCCGAUAAAUGUAUCCGAAAAUAUGCAAACUAUCAUGGAGCCGAUUCGGAUGUAUUUUGUUACAAACAAUAACAUUAUUUUGUUAGUUUGUCUUGUCAAAAUAAUUUGAUUUAAGGUACCGAUGCUUGACAGUGUCCCAGUAGAUGACACUUUCAAUCUUAAGUCAUUGUCAAUAAAUGUGACGGAAGGGUGUCGUCUAUUGGUCAUUAGCGUGUCGAGCCCUUGUAAGCAUUAUUAUCUUAGUAAGAUCGAAACCUGUCUAGUGUCUACGUAAAAAGUUGGUUGUACCAUUAGACAUUUUGUAAAUUAUAAUAUUAUAAAGUUUAUUUGCUUAUUUGAGUAUUAUAUUGCUAGUUGUGAUAGUUUAAGUCAGAGUAUAUUUGUUACUUAAUUGUGAUUAGGUAUAGGGUGCAAAUAAAACAUACAUAUUUUGA